This is a messenger RNA of Homalodisca vitripennis (glassy-winged sharpshooter), 2009 nucleotides long. It is a transcript of the gene beta-PheRS, whose product is annotated as phenylalanine--tRNA ligase beta subunit. Gene Ontology annotation, biological process: phenylalanyl-tRNA aminoacylation. The record is from RefSeq and is a predicted model, not a curated record. Bases 128 to 1888 code for a protein of 586 amino acids. The transcript has 12 exons. Gene Ontology annotation, cellular component: cytoplasm; phenylalanine-tRNA ligase complex. Gene Ontology annotation, molecular function: RNA binding; ATP binding; phenylalanine-tRNA ligase activity. NCBI's taxonomy places the organism in Eukaryota, Metazoa, Arthropoda, Insecta, Hemiptera, Cicadellidae.
CACAUUCCACACUUCCGCGUUGUCUGCUAUAAGAAGUGUGGUUGUUGUUUUGAGGGUUAACCUCAACAUAGUUUAGUUUAAAUUAUAGAUUAACUCGCGAAAAUUUAAUUUAUACUUAGUUUAAGACAUGCCGACAAUAGGUAUCAAAAGAGAUCUGCUGUUCAAAACAUUAGGAAAAAAAUAUACUGAUGAUGAAUUUAGAAAUCUUUGCUUCGAUUUUGGACUGGAAUUGGAUGAGGUGACAACAGAGAAACAGAUGAUAGCAAAGGAGACAGGCCAGGAAAGUAGUUCAGGGGCUUCCGAGGAGAUAAUCUACAAGAUUGAUAUCCCGGCCAACCGAUAUGAUCUCCUCUGCCUUGAAGGGCUUUCAGUUGCUUUGCUUAUAUUCCAAAACAAGUUGGAACCUCCUACAUAUAAGGCAGCAUUCCCGAAGGAUAAGAGCAAAAUACAAAAAUUGAUCAUGACUGAAUCGACACAGAAAAUACGUCCAUACGCCGUAGCAGCUGUGCUACGAGGUGUGAAGUUCACACAAGAUAGUUACGCAAGCUUCAUCGACCUACAGGACAAACUUCACCACAACAUUGCACGCAAGCGCACUCUAGUAGCGAUUGGCACUCAUGACCUUGAUACUAUCCAGGGCCCCUUCACGUACGACGCUCUGCCACCUGACCAGAUCAAGUUCCAGGCUCUCAACACUGACAAGGAACGCACAGCGACUGAACUCAUGGAAUUGUUCUCUAGUCACGCUCAGCUGAAGCAGUAUCUACACAUAAUCAGAGACAGCCCUGUGUACCCUGUUAUAAAAGACAGCAAUGGAGUGGUACUGUCCAUGCCUCCAAUCAUCAACGGCCAUCAUUCUCGCAUCACUCUGGAUACCAAGAACAUCUUCAUAGAGUGCACGGCUACAGAUCUUACAAAAGCCAUUGUGGUGCUGGACACACUGGUGUGUGCGUUCUCCAUGUACUGCACAGCACAGUAUCAAGCGGAGGUUGUCGAAAUCAUAAGGCCUGAUAAGAGUGUGGAGAAAUAUCCUAAACUUGCUUACCGUAAGGAGGUUGUGGCAACAAAAAAAGUCAACAAAUAUAUCGGCAUUAAUGAAGGUUCUGACCACCUGGCGAACUUACUGAACAAAAUGUGUCUGAAGUCUCGGGUAUGUGGUGGAGAGAUUGUCGUGGAGAUUCCACCCUCACGGCAUGACAUCUUGCAUCCCGUUGACAUUUACGAGGAUGUUGCCAUUGCUUUUGGCUACAAUAACAUUCUCAAAACAUUACCAAAAACAAGCACUAUUGGUUAUCAGGAGCCGCUGAACAAGUUGACAGAACAGUUACGGGAGCAGAUUGCUCAGGCCGGCUUCACGGAGGCUCUCACAUUCUCACUGUGUUCACGGGAUGAUGUGGCGGCUAAGCUGGGGAAGGACAUUGCCACUCUGCCGGCUGUGCAUAUUGCCAACCCCAAGACGCUGGAGUUCCAAGUGGCCCGCACCUCACUGCUGCCAGGACUUUUCAAGACAAUAGCUGCGAACAAGAACAUGCCCUUGCCGCACAGGCUGUUCGAAAUAUCCGAUGUUGUUCUGCGGGACAGCGACACUGAAGUAGGAGCCAGAAACGAGCGUCACUUCUGUGCAGUCAACUAUAACAAAUCACCCGGUUUUGAGGUGAUCCACGGAUUAUUGGAUCGUUUCAUGCAGUUGCUGAAUAUACCCUUCAACCCGGACACUGGAUACUGCCUUAGAGCACAUGAUGAUAGCACAUAUUUCCCACAGCGGUGUGCUGAGGUGGUGGUGCGAGGGAAGGUAAUUGGUUUGAUGGGGGUGAUACAUCCUGAUGUCAGCACUAAGUUUGACCUCCAGCUACCAUGUGCUUGUACUCCUUGUGUAUGUUACAGAUAGCACAUAUUUCCCACAGCGGUGUGCCGAGGUGGUGGUGUGAGGGAAGGUAAUCGGUCUGAUGGGGGUGAUACAUCCUGAUGUCAGCACUAAGUUUGACUUCCAGCUACCAUGUGCUUGUACU